Messenger RNA from Ostrea edulis (European flat oyster), 1981 nucleotides. Its product is annotated as asparagine--tRNA ligase, cytoplasmic-like. The record is from RefSeq and is a predicted model, not a curated record. Gene Ontology annotation, molecular function: asparagine-tRNA ligase activity; nucleic acid binding; ATP binding. The transcript has 18 exons. Gene Ontology annotation, biological process: asparaginyl-tRNA aminoacylation. Lineage: Eukaryota; Metazoa; Mollusca; Bivalvia; Ostreida; Ostreidae. Gene Ontology annotation, cellular component: cytoplasm. Bases 173 to 1849 code for a protein of 558 amino acids.
CAACGUCUCUGACUACUUCCGGCAUAGUCGGGCACCGGGUGUAACACGAGAUUGACGAGGACAGACAACAGAUGAUGCAAUAGAAUAGAAACAUACAGGUGUUAUUGGUAUAAAUAAUGCGAUAAUCUUAAACGUUUAUUCAAACUGUAACAUAUUUUUAAAUACGAGAGUCAUGGAAGGCGUGGAGCAAGCUACACAACAAAUGAAAAUCAGUGAGAUUUACACCUCAGAAACAACAGGAAAUGAUGAAACUGGAGUUGGCUCUGAGGAGAAACCCUUUAAAACAAUUCUUCGGGCCAUGAAACAUGCAGGUCAGGAGCCCUUCCCACCAAUAUACGUAGACAGUAAAAAGGAGAAUGAGAAAUAUGAAGUUGCAUCCAAGUCACAACUAAAGAAAAUAACGAAGCAGUUUGUGCGGGAUCAACAUAAAAAGGCAGACACUGCUGUGAAAGAGGCUGAAGAUGCUGAGAGGCGAGAGAAGAACUUAGAAGAAGCUAAAAAGAUGGUGAUAAAACAGGACAUGUCACUGCCAGCCCCAAAACAAAUAAAGAUUCGUGAGUCAAUUAAGACAAGAGAUGUCAGAGUCAAGCUCUAUGGUUGGGUGCACAGGCUUCGUCGUCAAGGAAAGAAUCUCAUGUUCGUAGUUUUACGAGACGGAACUGGAUUUCUGCAGUGUGUUCUGGCAGAUCAACUGUGCCAGACCUAUGAAGCUCUACUGCUGGCAACAGAGGCCGCUAUUUGUGUGUAUGGAACUAUCAAAAAGUUACCAGAAGGAAAAGUGGCUCCUGAUGGACACGAGCUGACCGCAGACUUCUGGGAGCUGAUAGGAUCCUCACCACCAGGGGGUGCAGACUCGAUUCUCAAUGAGGAGGCCCACGUGGAUGUACAGCUAGACAACAGGCAUAUGAUGAUUCGAGGGGAAAACACUUCCAAAGUUCUGAAGAUGAGGUCAGUUAUCAUGCAGGCUUUUCGGGAUCAUUUCAUCAACAAGGGAUACUAUGAGGUGACCCCGCCCACCUUGGUACAAACUCAAGUGGAGGGAGGGUCAACAUUAUUUAAACUGGACUUUUUCGGAGAAGAGGCUUACCUGACACAAUCCUCUCAGCUGUAUCUGGAGACCUGCAUACCCUCCAUGGGAGAUGUAUUCUCCAUCGCUCAGUCAUAUCGUGCGGAGCAUUCUCGGACUCGAAGACACUUAGCAGAGUACACCCACAUAGAGGCUGAGUGUCCAUUCAUCAGUUUUGAUGAUUUGCUGAACAAAUUAGAGGACCUGGUUUGUGAUGUAGUAGACCGAGUUCUUAAAGGGCCGUAUGGUGAUGUCGUCAAGGAACUUAACCCUAACUUUCAACCUCCCAAGCGACCCUUCAAACGUCUGGAGUACAAGGAUGCCAUUACAUAUCUUAAGGAAAAUGACAUCAAGAAGGAUGAUGGAACAUAUUAUGAAUUUGGAGAGGAUAUCCCUGAGGCUCCUGAGAGGAAGAUGACUGACCAAAUCAAUGAGCCAAUUCUCCUUUGUAAAUUUCCUACAGAUAUAAAAUCCUUUUACAUGCAGAGGUGUGCUGACGACCGCAGGCUCACAGAAUCGGUUGAUGUUUUGAUGCCCAAUGUAGGAGAGAUUGUAGGAGGUUCAAUGAGGAUUUGGCAUCACGAGGAGCUGAUGGAGGGAUUUAAGCGGGAAGGCAUUGACCCUACCAACUACUACUGGUAUACAGAUCAGAGGAAGUAUGGCACCUGUCCACAUGGUGGGUAUGGCCUGGGACUGGAACGCUUCAUGUGCUGGUUACUGGACCGCUAUCACAUACGAGAAGUGGCACUUUACCCACGAUUCACGGAGCGAUGCAAACCAUAGACGCACGAUUCACGGAGUGAUGCAAACCAUAGAGACAUUUAAUAUUAAAACUUUGUCAGAAUUCAACAAUGUCUUGAGAUUCAGUGUACAUUCAAUGUAUUCAUUUGAGACAAUAAAGGUGGUGAAAAUUGU